AUGGACGAGGACGACAGAGAGUCGAACGCCAGCUCCGAGAAUGACCAGGACGAGGUCAUGGAAGAUGCCGACGACGCCGACGGCUAUAAUGAAGCUGAUGACGACGAAAACGACAAUGACAAUGAGAACGAAAACGAGAAUGACAACGACAACGAGAACGAAAACGACAACGACAAUGACAACGAUGAUGACCAGGACGAUGGAGAUGGCGAGCGUGAAGAGACGGCAGAUGACGCGCAAGACGCUGGCAACAAGGGCCCUGACGACGGCGCCUCAGAAAAGGCUGACCCCGCGAAUGGUGAGCAGGCUGGUGCAGCAGGCACAUCAAGAGGUUCGCGCUCCCCCUCAGCGCAAGACGACGAAAGGGUCCAGCCUCCUUCGUCACGACUCUUUCCCACCGUCCGCCCGGAAGCCCUGACGGCGAGACUGUACGAUAUCGUCCCAACAAUGGCUGCCCCGCAAGCCACCAGCAUCAACGCCCUCGCCGUGACGCCAGACUUACGCUACUGGGUUACCGGUGGGUCGGAUGGCUACAUCAGAAAGUACGACGGCCCUGGCACUAUCAAUGGCAAGCAGCUCUUGACCGUCGCUCAGCGCCAUCCAUUUGUCGACAGUGUCGUCAAGGCGGGCAUCCUCAUGUCAUACUGGGAGAACGAGGAGCCCAGCCCUCCCAAUCCGCGUGGCAACGAGGAGCACGUCACCUCGCCCGUGUAUUCCCUUGCCAUUCAUUCACAAGCCUUGUGGCUUUUGUCGGGCCUCGAAUCCGGCGGCAUCAAUCUGCAGAGCGUGCGGCAUGACGAGGGUAAGCGAAUCACCUGUCUCCAGCAGCACACGAACGCUGUGAGCGUCUUAACCCUGGCUCAAGACGAAACGAGCGUGCUCAGUGGGAGCUGGGACAAAAAUAUCCUCGACUGGGACCUGAACACAGGCACCGUCAAGCGGCGCUUCGACGGUACAGGUAACCAGAUCUCGGCCAUCGAGCUACGGCCCCUCAACGGCGCACCGGUGCCCGCCGAGGCGUCUGACUUUCAGGCGAAGAAUGAGACCUUUUCGUCGAGCAACAACCGGCCACCAACCAACGGUGCUUUUGCUGGCGCCAAUGACACAUUCAGCGCAGCGCCUGCCAACACAGCAGCGGCCGAAACAACGGAAGCCCAAGCGUCUCCGGCGCAUGAGUCUCUGUUUGGCGGCAGUGACACUGGAUCCCUAUUUGGCGAAACAGGCGCCGGAGGGUUCGGGGGUGAUGACGAUGAUGAAUUCUCACAGGCCAUGAACAUGACCAUGCAUGAUGCGUCAGGCCAGGAUGGUGGCAUGGAGGGAGGAAUGGACCAUUCCGCCGACAUGGCGACAUUCGAUUCCGAGACGGUGCCGGCCCCGGCUGUUCAACCGCCUCCGAGUAGCCCAUUGGUGGCGAAGCAACCCCCACCGCAACCUUCGCCAGUUGUGCAUCCGGCACCUAUCCCAGGGCCAGCGGCCGACCCCAUGGUCACAGACCCAACACCUACCGAACCCACGGGAAUGGGUGAGUUUCAAGCUGUCACUUCUGCACAGACAGAGCAGCAGCCUCCAGACUCGCCGUCUCUUGUCUUCUCAUCCAGGCCAGCUCCCCCUCCGCUCGACCCAACACAGUCCUCCGAUACUGUAUUCUUGUCGGCCGCCAUCAACGGCACUAUCCGCAUCUGGGAUCGCCGCGUCCAAGAUCCCGUCGCGCGGAUCGGCACCCGGACAGGCGUGCCGCCGUGGUGCAUGGGCGCCACCUGGAGUCCUGACGGCAACUGGAUUUACGCAGGUCGGCGAAACGGCACCGUUGAAGAGUUCAGCAUUCACAAGGCCCGCAGUGGAUGGGACCCUGAGCGAACCCUCAAGUUCCCAGCCGGCUCCGGCGCCGUGACUGCUGUGCGGGCGAUGCCGAACGGGCGACACCUGAUCUGCGCUUCGCAUGAUAUUCUGCGUCUCUAUGACACGAGAGACACGGCGGCGUUUAAAAAUUCGAGCGUUCCCUUCCUUAUCGUACCCGGCCCACCGCGUGCUGGUGUCAUCUCUUCGCUGUAUCUCGAUCGCACAUGUCGUUUCAUGAUCUCGACGGCUGGCACACGAGGCUGGGAAGGCUCAAACACAGAGGUGCUGAUAGGAUACGAGAUCAACGUUGUCGGCGAAAAAUAG
Molecule: messenger RNA, 2163 nt
Organism: Verticillium nonalfalfae
Lineage: Eukaryota; Fungi; Ascomycota; Sordariomycetes; Glomerellales; Plectosphaerellaceae
Gene: SPT8
Product: Transcription factor spt8
Exons: 3
Coding region: 1-2163 (720 amino acids)
Molecular function (GO): protein binding
Source: RefSeq, a predicted model, not a curated record